This is a messenger RNA of Megalops cyprinoides (Indo-Pacific tarpon), 2373 nucleotides long. RefSeq names its product LIM/homeobox protein Lhx9-like. The coding region runs from base 371 to 1363 and encodes 330 amino acids. The record is from RefSeq and is a predicted model, not a curated record. The transcript is spliced from 5 exons. Gene Ontology annotation, molecular function: DNA-binding transcription factor activity, RNA polymerase II-specific; RNA polymerase II transcription regulatory region sequence-specific DNA binding. Gene Ontology annotation, biological process: neuron differentiation; regulation of transcription by RNA polymerase II. NCBI's taxonomy places the organism in Eukaryota, Metazoa, Chordata, Actinopteri, Elopiformes, Megalopidae. Gene Ontology annotation, cellular component: nucleus.
AUCAGUGGCGAUACAGCGAAGGAGAACUCCUCCUACCAAAUUAUCCAAACGGGGUUGGCUUUUGGCUCGCUUUACAAGUAAGACACGAUUCCCCAAUGCAGGCAGUCCCGACCUGACCCUCGAACACUUGGAAUCCGAAACGAAUACGGGGACAUAAUAAAACGAAAAUUAUCAACUUUAGGCAAUUAUAUCAAGUCGUCUGCUCUUACAUAUCAACUGGACAAUACGCUUUCGCACGGCAGUAAUACGGAGUGGAAAGUCUGUGUUGUUAUUUCCAGCUACCGUCUCUGUUAAGGAAGUGGAACCUCGAUUCUGCGCGAGUCUCUGGCUCCAGAUCCGUGUGGAUGAUCUAGACUUUGAGUUGCUGUAUAUGGAAGUUGUAGAGCGCAAGGAAAGAGAGAUCACUUGCACUUUGCGUCCAUCAGCCAUGCUUUUCCACGGGAUCUCCGGAGAUCAUAUUCAAGGAAUCAUGCAGGAGAUGGAGAGGAGAUCUAAAACAGAGCCUCGACUAGUCAAAAGCAUGCAUAUCAACGGCAGAGAGAUGAGCAUACCUUCCAUGAACCAGGAGAAGCCGGCCUUGUGUGCUGGGUGUGGCGGUAAAAUCUCGGACAGAUACUACUUGCUGGCCGUGGAUAAACAGUGGCACCUUAGAUGUCUUAAGUGUUGUGAGUGUAAACUGGCCCUUGAGUCUGAGCUCACCUGUUUCGCCAAGGAUGGCAGCAUUUACUGCAAAGAGGAUUACUACAGAAGGUUCUCCGUGCAGAGAUGUGCCCGCUGCCACCUCGGGAUCUCGGCCUCGGAAAUGGUCAUGCGCGCGAGGGAGUCGGUGUACCACCUGAGCUGUUUCACUUGUACCUCGUGCGGCAAGACCCUUACCACCGGCGACCACUUCGGCAUGAAAGACAACCUGGUGUACUGCAGGGUCCACUUCGAAAGCCUUCUGCAAGGAGAAUACCACCCCCAGCUAAACUACACGGAGAUCGCUGCCAAAGGCGGGGGAUUGGCACUGCCUUUCUUCAACGGCACCGGCACGGUUCAGAAAGGAAGGCCGCGGAAGAGAAAGAGCCCAGCUAUGGGGGUUGACAUAGGGAGUUACAACUCAGGUUGCAAUGAGAACGACGCUGACCACCUCGACCGGGAUCAGCAAGCGUAUGCCACCACCCAGAAGACCAAACGUAUGCGGACGUCCUUCAAGCACAACCAGCUCCGCACCAUGAAGUCAUACUUUGCCAUCAACCACAACCCUGAUGCCAAGGACCUGAAGCAGCUGGCCCAGAAGACGGGCCUGACCAAGCGCGUCCUGCAGGGAGAACAAUUCUUGGGGCAUUACAGCUACACUUCCCGACGUUUGAAAAUCCCCUAAAGUGUUAAAAGAAGGGGGGAAACUAUGAUCGGAGUUCCUCACCAUCGAAGACAAAGACGAUGUUAGGAUAAGAUAAACACUCUAACUCUGAGCCAAAAAACUGUACAAAAAAACAACAUUACAAAUGUUUCCUGAAUGUUUGAACCCAUCCACGGAGGAGAAACCAAUGUAUCUGAGCUGAUAUCACCACAAAACAAGACUUGCCUUUGUGUUGGAAUGAAAGACAUGAAGUUCACACCUUCGAAAAUAGUUUUUUCUAAUUCAUAAGUAUUAACCAGAGCAACCUGGCAGCAAGAAACGGGCAACUGUACUACAAAAUGACAAUUAUUCAGUGAAAUGGCACAAUGUUAUCCUGACAUUUAGGUAUUUGGUACUUAGCAGAUAUCUCUAUCCACAGCUCACAUGUUUCAUGUUGUCCUUUUACAGAGGUGGAUAUGUCAUAAAACAAUUCAGGUUGAGCACUUCACUCAAAAGGAAAAAGGCAGUGUCCUAUUUGGGAUUCAAAUUCACAAUCCUUUGUUUAUAUGUCCACUUCCCAAACUCCCACGUCAUGCUCCCUCUCUGCUGCGAACACCUGUACAAAGACACACAUAUACUGCUCCAUCUGACUGCUGAAAAAAGUGUCUUUGUCACUUACACUGUGUUGAAAAAAAGACAUAGCCACCUUGAUGCUGAGUGGCAGAAUGCCCACCAGAAGAAAGCAGAUCAAGAGGACUGCCGAGUCAGUGUGUUGCGUUGCCAUCUGGCUGCACUAUAGAAAAAAAGAAAGUAGAUUUCCCAAUCUGCAUGCACUUUUGUUAGCGUUUCCUAAGAUGUACAGUAACUGUUUCUGAUCGAUGCGCUCUUUACUGUUGGACUGCAAAAUAAAUAUUCAAUUGAAGUUUGUUUCUUAACACCAGUGCCCUGCGAUACCCUGCAUGAAACAUAAAGGUGGCAACUUUGUACUUUGCAGAUAUUGUAAGGCUUCAGUUAAAUGUGCAUCAGCCUAAUGAAUAAAUUCAUAGUACUGA